Messenger RNA from Passer montanus (Eurasian tree sparrow), 1209 nucleotides. RefSeq names its product opsin 5 (gene OPN5). The transcript is spliced from 7 exons. Lineage: Eukaryota; Metazoa; Chordata; Aves; Passeriformes; Passeridae. The record is from RefSeq and is a predicted model, not a curated record. Gene Ontology annotation, molecular function: G protein-coupled receptor activity. Bases 97 to 1155 code for a protein of 352 amino acids. Gene Ontology annotation, biological process: G protein-coupled receptor signaling pathway. Gene Ontology annotation, cellular component: membrane.
CAGAUCACUGUAGUCCAGACUUUGAAAUAAAAGCAGCUGUGGAGCUCUAGGAGGGAUGCUCUAUACAGAGUUCAUUAAUAAGGCACUUCACUGGACAUGAGUGGGAUGGGAUCAGAUCACAACAAUUCUUCCCAGGAAGAAUACAUCCCACACAAUCUCCAAAAGGAAGAUCCCUUUGCAUCAAAGCUCUCUAGAGAAGCUGACAUCAUAGCUGGCUUUUAUCUGACAAUAAUUGGGAUCCUUUCAACUUUGGGAAAUGGGUAUGUUAUUUUUAUGUCCUCAAAGCGAAAAAAGAAGCUGAGACCUGCUGAGAUAAUGACUGUUAAUUUAGCAGUGUGUGAUCUGGGCAUUUCAGGCAAACCCUUCAGCAUCAUCUCCUUCUUUUCCCACCGCUGGAUGUUCGGGUGGAUAGGCUGCCGCUGGUACGGGUGGGCUGGUUUCUUCUUUGGCUGUGGGAGCCUCAUCACCAUGACAGCUGUCAGCCUGGACAGGUACCUGAAAAUCUGCCACUUGUCCUAUGGUACCUGGCUUAAGAGGCAUCACGCAUUUAUCUGCCUGGCUAUAAUCUGGGCCUAUGCUUCAUUCUGGGCUACAGUGCCUUUUGCUGGGGUGGGGAGCUACGCCCCCGAGCCCUUCGGGACCUCCUGCACUCUGGACUGGUGGCUGGCACAGGCUUCAGUGGCUGGACAGGUUUUUGUUCUGAGCAUCCUUUUCUUCUGCCUCCUGUUCCCAACUGCUUUGAUUGUGUUUUCCUACGUCAAAAUAAUUUUAAAAGUCAAAUCAUCCACCAAAGAAGUUUCUCACUACGAUACCAGGAUUCAGAACAGCCACAUACUUGAAAUGAAGUUGACCAAGGUGGCAAUGUUGAUCUGCGCAGGGUUCCUCAUUGCCUGGAUCCCUUACGCCGUGGUCUCGGUCUGGUCAGCCUUUGGACGGCCAGACUCGGUCCCCAUCCAGUUCUCAGUGGUACCAACACUGCUUGCAAAGUCAGCAGCCAUGUACAACCCCAUCAUUUACCAGGUCAUCGACUGCAAGUUUGCCUGCUGCCGGCCGGGGGGGCUGAAGGCCAAGAGCUCUUUGAAGAAAUCAAGGACAUACACGAUAUCUGCGCACGGGGACUCCACAGCCAUGAACGAAACCCAGCUGGAAGCUUGAGGGCUCAUCUCACCUACAGCAAAUGAAAACCUGGUGACAAACAACCCGACUGGC